AUGAAGAGACACAUAGCUGAACCAAUGGAAAAAGUGGAGGCUUUUAAAAAGAAUGGCCUUUCUAAUGAGAAAUAUUCCCAUUCCCACACUCUUCUACCAAAAGUAGAGUAUAACUUCCUUUCAAUGUUGGGAAUCUGGACCUACAUUUGGGAUAUAAAAUUCCUAAAGAUACAAGAAUUUAUGGUGGAUAUCUGGCUUGCUUACUCCAUACCAUUACCAUCCAGCCACAGCCAACUGUUAUCCUUAUUUGUGAUCUGCUCCUGCAUUGCAGCAUCUGUCGGAGGCCUCUUCCACUGCUGGAUGUUUUCGUCUCUGAAAUAUUCCUUCCAGUUUUCUGCCUGGGCAUCCUCUGUCCUUAGUUUCCUGGUGUUCUUAAUCCUCUUUUUGGUGCAUCCAGUCCGGUGCCUGUUUACUAUAAUUGUGCCUACAUUAGGGACGAGACAAGGGCGAAGGCUGCUGCUAUCUGCCUGCUUUAUGAUAGUAGCUAUCAACGUUAUCCCAAAUAUUAUGAACAAUAUUCAAGCAAUCUUGAAAAUCAUUAAAUGCACCUGCAAGAAUUCCAUGGACAGUCUUGUGACCUCAAUGCUCCUGUUGGGUAAUGCUUCCUGGGACUUCAGCCAUUCUCUCAAAAGCAUAAUUGACAACAUGCCAGAUAAAUUAUUGAGUUCCAGGAACAGCCAUGUUCAGUUUAAAAAUCACAGUAAUAUCUUCCAACUCAAUGAGAAAAUGGUUAACAGUAGCCAAAGUAUCCAGGAAGAUUUUUUAUAUGCUGAUAAGCUGGUCCAGAAGAUCAUACUCUUGACCAACCGGGUGACAGCUGGGUUUUUUCUCUUCUAUCUCCUUUUCCAAGCAACAUGGUACCUGAAGAGUUAUCUUACAGAUAUUUGUUUUGAUAAUAUUUACAUCACCCCAAAGCUGGAAGAUCUGGCUCACAAAAACAAAACAACUGAUUUGCUGAUUUCCACAUCCAGGAAGUUAAUUAAACCAACCAGCUUCAAAUUGUCCCAAAAAGAACUCAAGGCUUCUCUCAGACACGUUUUUCUUCUCACAUUAGUCCUGGUGGUGAUGCUGCUUGUCAUAGCAACUGAUUACAUUGCCUUUUAUUUGGCACAAACAGCUGUAACUGAAGUCACUCAGAUCCCUGUUGUCCCAGUUACUUUCUGGAUAAAAUAUGAAAUCAAACUAAGUUUUGUUGGUUUGCAACCUUCCCUAAUGGUUCCAUUUGAGAGAAAUUACCAUCAGAACCUGACUUUUGUUACUUCUAACUGCUUCAUGCAAAAACCAAAUCCUCCCAACACAGCUUUGGUUCUGGCUGUUGCGCUUCUCUUUUGCAUCAUUUAUGCUACGGUAUUUUUGGAAGCAUACUCACACCGUCUGUGCCGAAAAAUUUCAGCCUCCUUUUUUGAGAACCAGGAAAACCAGAGAAUCCAGUACCUCUACAAGAAGCUCAUUAGAAAGAACAAGAAAAAAGAGCAACAGGAGGCAUCAGUACUUUGUUGAAUGCUAUUUUUCAAGAGCAAUUUGCACCAUUGUGGAACUAGCAAUAAUUAAAGCCGAUAUUGUAUAAUCACAGUUCUAAAGGAAAAAAGCAAUAGAGGACAAUAUAGAAACUGGAUGAUACACAACUCAAAGGAGUUUAAAUAUACAGAUUUAUCAUAAAAUAAAAAUGUCUCAUUUGAACCAAGCACAACUCCUGAUGAUUACAUAGGCAUAGACAUAUGCAUUUAUUUAUGUUUAUUAUGUUUUUAGAGCUGCCUAACUUGCAACAUCUCUGGACAGGAUACAGAUUUAAAAAAAACCCUAAUAUAAAAGAUGAAAGAUGUC
Messenger RNA from Crotalus tigris (Tiger rattlesnake), 1824 nucleotides. RefSeq names its product osteoclast stimulatory transmembrane protein (gene OCSTAMP). The record is from RefSeq and is a predicted model, not a curated record. The coding region runs from base 1 to 1500 and encodes 499 amino acids. Lineage: Eukaryota; Metazoa; Chordata; Lepidosauria; Squamata; Viperidae. Gene Ontology annotation, cellular component: membrane. The transcript is spliced from 3 exons.